UAUUUCAAAGUUUCUCGGCGGGAAAAUAAACGUCAACAAAAAUUAUUUCUAAAAAUUUAAAAACGUACUUGUGUUAAAUUAAAAAUUUGGAUAAAACUAAAUUGAAAUCAUUAUUAAAAAAUUGAAAAAUAAAUUAAAAAGUUACAUCAUGAGUCCAUCUUCAAAACCUUUUGAAGCAAAUGACGAAGAUGAUGAUGUCUUUGAGCUUGAAAAACUCCUUGCAGCUGCCGAGGCAGAUGAAGCGAAAAUAUCUUCACAACCAAAUCCGCCUGCAGCAGGAAAUGACUUAGAAGAACUCCUUGCAGCUGCCGAAGCAGAUGAAGCUAAAACAUCUUCGCAACCAAAAAAACCUGCAACACAAAAUAAUGUUCCUCGUCUACGAGAAGAUGGUUCAUUUGCUGAAGCAUUUAGUUACGAUAUUGACUCAAAUAUUAUGGAAAAAGCUACUAAGGCCACCGAAUUAAACACUGAAGAAAUGGAUUCCUCUGAUGAUGAGGAGGUAAAGAAUUUUUUAGAACGGAAAUAUAAUGAGUAUGGAAGAGACAUCAAUAAAAAACUGAAACAACAAAACGAAGCCAAACACGAAGCGGCGGUAGCGCAGGCAGUUGCCAAAGCUGUAAAUAAACCAAUUUCGACCGAUGUGGCUGCCUUUCCCCAUAACCCUCAGCAAAGAAACUCAUAUUCCUCGACAAAAACUAAUAUUAAAAAGCCUAUAAAACCAAAUAGUGAAACAGCUACACCAGCUAAUGUUAACACUAUCACAAAUUACAUGAAAUUAACACCUUCAGUCUUCACUGACCCCGUCUUUGGGCUAAGAAUCAUCAAUCCUCUAGUUUCUAGUACAGGACUGAUAGAGCGGAUGUCAGAAAGAACUCCCAUCCCAUUUUCAACCCUUGCUUUUCACACUCAACGAGGAGACCUUAACAAAGACUGGGUCAUAGGUGGGGUCUUAGUUAGUAAAAGCCCGGUCAAAACGUCUAAAAAUGGUUCACCUUUCUCCAUUUGGAAACUCUCCGACUUGAAAGGUGACAUGAAAUUGGUUUCACUAUUUAUGUUUAGAACAGCGCACAAAAAUCUUUGGAAAACUGCGACUGGCAUGUGCAUAGCUGUUUUGAAUCCAAGUGUAUUGGACAAGAGGGCAGAAAGUGGAGACAUUGCUUGCCUAUCCAUAGACACAGAUCAAAAAGUUAUGAUUUUGGGCCAGUCAAAAGACUUGGGAACUUGCAAAGCAAAAAAGAAGAACGGUGAUCCCUGUUUGCAAACGGUUAAUUUAGGCAACUGUGAUUAUUGUAUUUUCCACAUGAAGCAGGAAUACAGCAAAAUGUCUCAACGAUCUGAGUUGCAAUCGAGUACAGCAGGUAGAGGGCUAAAUGAAUUGCGAAAUAAGAUUCUUGGAAAAAGUGAAGUAUUCUAUGCUGGGCAGUCUUUUACAGCGGUUCCGGCAAAAAGGAGUGCAAAGUUGGCUGCCAAAGAUUCAAAAAUAUUAAUGGGCCUGUCUGAAUAUGCGGUGUCUCCGAAUGCUGCCAGUGUAAACCAUGCUUCUGCCCAAAGACAAACUCAGGCGGUUCCUUAUGCAGCAAGAGGAGGACCUGUUUCAAAAAUCGCUUGCAAUGUAGAGGCGAAUAAAAAACAACGUCUCAAGGACAUUGAACGAUUAAAAAUCCUUCAAAUGGAAUCAGAAAAAUUUGCCUCCUCCAAUACUUCAAAAGAAAUUAAUAAACCUGCAGCUACACCCGAACCAGAGCCUGCAACAAAACCAAGUGCUUCUGUGCCAGAGAAGUUCAAAAACUGCGAAUUCAGUUUCAGUAAUCGUAGCCCACAGCUAAGUCGUGAAAAUUUCUGCAUUGAAGUAACUGUAGGUGAGAAAAAAGCUGACAUGGCGAAGUUAAAGGCUAUGCAAUUACUCAAGAAAAAGCCUUUAGCUAAAGCGAAUCCAAAUUUCAUUAAACAUCGAGGAACUUCGGAAGGUAAAAGGCGAGCAAUCGACGACUUGAAUGAUAAAUUUGGCACGGAAUCAAAAAGGCAGAAAUUAGAUGAAGAACAGCGAGAGAUUGAUCGUAAAACGCGUAUUCAAAAAAUCAUGGAAGCCACAUCGUCGCAUACGAAUCUUGUGGAUUCAAGAGAACUUCAAGAGCAAGAAAAGUAUUUCAAUAAACUUGAGAAAAAAGAAGCCCUUGAAGAGAAAAUGUUGAAUACUUUUAAAAUGCCAUGUAAAGCGGUUAUUUGUAUUCAAUGUAAAUAUACGGCAUUUUCAGCAGCGGAUCGAUGCAAAGAAGAAAGACAUCAACUCAAAGUCAUCGAUACAGAGAAAAGAUUUUAUCAGUGUAAGGAUUGUGGUAAUCGGACAGCUACAGUGCACAAAUUGCCGAAAACGAGUUGUAAGAAUUGUAAAGGUUCUCGAUGGGAACGAACUGCAAUGAUUCGAGAAAGAAAGAUUGACGAUGGCAGAGAAAUGUUAUCGAUUAGAGGGGAUGAGGAAAUGUUUAUGGGUUCUAUAACAAGCAAAGCGAAUUUGAAUUUACUUGUACCGGAGUAGUAGUAAAAUAUGUAUAUUUACGUAAUUUAAUUAAUUAGGAAAAUAAAAAAAAAACUAUUAAUAAUUAA
This is a messenger RNA of Episyrphus balteatus (marmalade hoverfly), 2604 nucleotides long. RefSeq names its product protein MCM10 homolog (gene Mcm10). Gene Ontology annotation, cellular component: nucleus; replication fork protection complex. The coding region runs from base 149 to 2536 and encodes 795 amino acids. The transcript has 2 exons. The record is from RefSeq and is a predicted model, not a curated record. NCBI's taxonomy places the organism in Eukaryota, Metazoa, Arthropoda, Insecta, Diptera, Syrphidae. Gene Ontology annotation, molecular function: DNA replication origin binding; single-stranded DNA binding. Gene Ontology annotation, biological process: DNA replication; DNA replication initiation.